Oryza brachyantha (malo sina) is the source of this 1723-nucleotide messenger RNA. Its product is annotated as glucan endo-1,3-beta-glucosidase-like. Gene Ontology annotation, biological process: carbohydrate metabolic process. Gene Ontology annotation, molecular function: hydrolase activity, hydrolyzing O-glycosyl compounds. The record is from RefSeq and is a predicted model, not a curated record. NCBI's taxonomy places the organism in Eukaryota, Viridiplantae, Streptophyta, Magnoliopsida, Poales, Poaceae. Gene Ontology annotation, cellular component: plasma membrane. The transcript has 4 exons. Bases 55 to 1593 code for a protein of 512 amino acids.
UCGUCGCCACCUGUUCGGCCGGAGUCAGAUCGCGCGCGCGCGCCGUCCUCCUCAAUGGCGCCGCCGCGGCGGCAUGGACACGCGGCCGCCGCCGCCGCUCUCCCUUUGCUCAUUCUCCUUCUCCUGCUCCUCCUUCCGCCGUUCGCCGCCGCGAUCGGCGUCAACUACGGCACCAAGGGGGACAACCUGCCGCCGCCGGCCACCGUGGCGGCGUUCCUCGCGAACCGCACCCGCAUCGACCGCGUGAAGCUGUUCGACACGAACCCGGACAUCGUCAAGGCGUUCGCCGGCACCGGCAUCACGGUGAUGGUCACCGCCGGCAACGGGGACAUCCCCACGCUCGGCACCAAGGACGGCGCCGCCGCGUGGGUCGCGGCCAACAUCGCGCCGUACUACCCCGCCACGGACAUCUCCCUCGUGGCCGUCGGCAACGAGAUCAUCAACACGGCGGACAACGGCCUCAUCUCCGGCCUCGUCCCUGCCAUGCGCACCCUCAGGGCGGCGCUCGUCGCCGCCGGCUACCGGCGGAUCCGCGUCUCGACGCCGCACUCCCUCGGCAUCCUGGCCGUCUCCGCGCCGCCGUCGGCGAGCCGGUUCCUCGACGUCCUCGAUCGCGCCAUGUUCGCGCCGAUGCUCGAGUUCCUCCGCAAGACGCGGUCGCCGUUCAUCGUCAACCCGUACCCCUACUUCGGCUACAACGGCGACACGAUCCCGUACGCGCUGGCGCGGCGGCCCAACCCCGGCGUGCUCGACCCCGGCACGGGCAUCACGUACACGAGCAUGUUCGAGGCGCAGCUCGACUCGGUGUUCUCGGCGAUGAAGAAGCUCGGGUUCGGGGACGUGGAGAUCGCGGUGGGGGAGACCGGGUGGCCGACCAAGGCGGAGGACGGGCAGGCCGGCGUGAGCGUCGCCGAGGCGGCGGAGUACAACCGCUACCUCAUCGGAGAGGCCAGCUCCGGGUCCGGGACGCCGCUCAUGCCGAAGCGGACGUUCGAGACGUACAUCUUCGCGCUCUUCAACGAGAACCUCAAGCCCGGCCCCAUCGCCGAGCGCAACUUCGGCCUCUUCAAGCCGGACCUCACGCCGGUGUACGACGUCGGCCUCAUGAAAGACCCGGUGAAGGUGGCGGCGGCGCCGGGGCCGACCGCCAAAGCUGCAGCGCCGGGGAAGGCCGUCAAUGCCAGCGCCACCGCCGUGACGGAGCAUGACUCGGAGGCCGCCGCCGCGCCGGCCGCGGAGGCGAAAGCGCCCGCGCCGUCGUCGGGGGACAAGGCCUCAGGGAAGGGCGCCUCCGCCGCGCCGGCACCGUCGGACGACGGCGCAUCAUCCGGCGGCGCAGCAGCCUCCCCGGAGCCAUCGGAGGGCGAGCCGGCCGACGAGAAGAAGCCGGAGGAGGAAGAAGGGGAUGCGACGACGACGCCGGCGGGCGACGGGGGCUCGCCGGAGACGGCAGCCAAGGGUGAUGGUGGCAAGGAGAGUGAGGGAAAGAACAGCCCCCAUGGCCAUGGAGGUCCUUCAGAUGCCCCCAGCAUAGUGCUCUCUGUAUCAUCCAUGCUUACAAUUGCUCUGUCUAUAACUGUUCUUCAUCUCUAACUUCUCAACUCAUGGUGUAACAAUACUAACAUUUGUUUUCACCACUGCUUAUCUAAUUGUCUCAUCUAGGUCUUUUUUUUCUUCUAUUGUCUAACAUAAUAAAUGGUUAAUUGAACAAAUUUUAAAUAGA